AUGUCUAACAUGAUUACUUUAGAGCGUUUAGAUUCAGAGGACCUUGAUGAAUUCAAUAAUAUGGAGAGCAAGGAUCAGCCAAAUUUAGAUCUUAAGAUAAUCACUAGCAAGGAUAAGAAAUCUGGUCUGAUCUCAGUUAAAGCGAUUGAAGAGAGAUUUAAAAAAGGCAAUAUAGGGGGAGCAACUGGUUUAGAAGGUUUUAACAAAAAUUAAAACAAAUUCACUUGUGACUAGCAAAAGAAAUUGCACUCUGGAAUAGUUGCUUAUAAUCAGCAUAGUAUUAGGAAUGAUAAGCAAACAAAGUCGCAGUUGAAUUUAGAUUAGAAGAUGAAUCAGACUUAAAAUCCACAAAUUCACUAUGAUAGAAACUUAAUGAGCCCAUAAUCUUUAAUGAAUUAGCAAAGAUUGGGAAAUAAGAUUGGAUUUUAAUCUACCCAAAAUUUGAAUGAUAAUGGUAUAGUCGUUCCAAAGACUACAGGUGGUAACAAUUUCACAAAACUUGUGCCUAUGUAAGUUAGUCUUGAAAUGGUGGAAGAUGAUUCUAAAAGGAAUCAAAAUAACAGCAACUCUUCAUUCUAAAGUCAAAAUAGCAAUAAUAGAAUAUCAAAUAUGAGACAAUCUCAGAUGUCUCAUUAUCAUUAACAUCAAAACUAAUCGAAUAUGAAUUAAAGCAAUCUUCAGGUUGUAAUGAAUUCAAGCGGCAAUUUUUCUUAAGAGUAAUCUUAGAUUUUGGCCUAAUAGCAAGUACCUUAACAACAGUAUUCCUAAUAAUAGUAAAAUUAUUUACAGCAGCCAUCAAAUCUUAAUCUGCCGUAAAUGAUUCAGAUACAGGAUUUACUCAAGUUAAAGCCACCAGAAUGUGACUGUCUCGAAAGACUAAGACUCAAAGUAGAAUAAGAAUUGGACAAGCUAAGAGGGGAAUUCAGGAAGAAAGAAGUAGAUUUGAUAGCACCCUUGCUGAAUAAAUAUACUAUGAUAGAUAGAAAGAUCGAGAUAAUACAGGAUUAGAUGACAUAGAGGUUGAGGGAACAUGAAUCUGGAAUUCUAUUGCAAGAACAGACUAUAGGACUAAUACUGAACACACUUCAAGAAUUUAAAAGCAAAGGAUAGGACAGACUGAAUACCACAAGAGAUAGUAAUACUGGGGAAUUGAAAAACACAACUAAUUAUGAAGGAUUUAAGCCUGACUGUAGUUUUCAGAAUAAUAUGCAGAGAUAUGAUAUGCCCUUGCAGCAAAGAAGCGAUGAUAAUCUUAUAGCUCAUGUCUAGAGUAUAUAUUAGGCUAAUAAAUAGUAGCCAAUGCCUGAUUUGAACGGGGAUUAGUCUAUUCAUGUUGAGGAAUCGUUGCAAGUCAGUUUUAGGAAUAUGAAUAACAAAAGUGUGCAAAGGAAAAAUACCUCUGCUGGCAGUUAAACCAAUUAGCAAUCAUAGCAAAUGAAAGACUGUGGGUAUCAGAGUAAUACUUUAAAGGACUAAUCACUACUUAAUUCAUCUGGAAGCUCACCUAUAGAUGAUAUUGAAAUUUAAUAGAACAGAGACUAGAUUUCAAUGUCUGCUUUUGAGAUGUCAAAGUAAAAUGAAUUUAAAGACAGAAUAGAAUAAUUCUCAGAUAGAUGUUUAAGUUAGCAAUAAUAAUCUGAGAUGCUAGUUAGAGAAAGAAGCGCUGAGCAAUUAUAGUUGUCAACUGGAAAACCAAAAUCAUCUAGAGUAAAUGGAAUGAGAACAAACAUUCAAUCUCAUUUGACAGAUAAUACAACAGAGAGUCUUAAGCUUAUUUAAUCAAUUGAUGAUAAUUAAAACCUUGGAAGUUCUCUGAAGAAGUCUAGUUAGAACAGACUCUUUUCUCCAACUAGCUAGUUUUCCUAAUCUAAUAAGAACUUCUUUUAAACCGCAAACCUUCAAAGGCUUAGUACUACUCUUCAAAGCAGGAAAAGCUCUAAUAAUAAGCACAAGAAAAAAGAAAUGCUGAGUUAAAACAGCCCAGAAAUUUAAGAUAACUUAUAAUCUUUUGACUGGCAAAAACUUAAUACAACUCAAAAGGUGAGUUAGACCUUAGCAUAAAAAAUCAUUAAGAACAACUCAAAAAAUAAUGAUAGCUCGAUUCAUAAAAAAUUCAAACCAUUAAAUAGGAUAAGCAAUCAAAUCUAGUCAGACAAAAACACUAGGAAAAAUUCUCCAAGGAAUAAAGAAAUGAACAAGAGCAAUGCCUUACUAUACAAUAAAAGAGACUCCACUGGUUAAAAUCAGCAUCAUUCCCGCACCAAUAGCAUGAGUAGAGCUCUAGCUCAGAAACGAAAUUAAGAAUAGUAGAAUUAUAGCUAAACUCAGAAAUUAAAAAAGAUGUAAACAGCCAAUAAUGAUAGAGGGAGACUACAGUAGCAUGAGGAUGACUUAUAAAAGUAAAGUGUAGACAUGACGUUCUACUCCUUCACUAAGAUGAAUUAAAAUGAUUCAUCAGCUUAGCUUGAGGAAUAGCUUUAGGUCGAGUUGGAAGAGAAUGAAAAAAAUUCAGUACUACAAGAGUAUUAACUAAAAACAGCUGCUGGAGCGGCUAGUCAUCACAAAGUCCUCUCAAAUGACUCAAAAAAGCUCAAAAUGUAAACCCCAAAUAGUUAUGAGGAGUUUUGGAAAAAAUGA
Messenger RNA from Stylonychia lemnae, 2637 nucleotides. The record is from the annotation of a GenBank genome assembly. NCBI's taxonomy places the organism in Eukaryota, Ciliophora, Spirotrichea, Sporadotrichida, Oxytrichidae.